UAUAUCGUCAAUAAUAUCUGCAUCUCCCCAUGUCUAUCCCCUCUCGGUUUCUCAAUUUAAUUUUACCCAUUUGGCAAUCCCACCAUAUUGCCUGAGAUGAGCCCAGCUAUUCCGCCCUUCGACUCACUCCCAAUCGAUAAAUCGGGUCCACCUUACAAUGCCUGGGGUUUGUACGGCUCGGAGGACGAACUCGGUCGUCUACACCUCAUCACCCAGGAAGCAGUCAAGAGAGGUCGCGAUACAAUCACAGAGGGAAUCUCUAUCAAUCUCAAUUUGCCUAUGAACUUCUUCCCAGCUCAUCCCUCCAGAAAGCGUCUAGAACGCCAAAUCGUUUGCAGCGGUCACUCAAACGACGACGAACUUUCGUUCAAUACCCAAUCGUCCACACAGUGGGAUGGGCUCAAGCACUAUCCAUAUCAACAUUUCCCUGAGGAAGGCCAAUAUAGGUUCUAUAAUGGUAUGACUCUGGAGGAAGCUAGCGAUUCGUCGAUCACCAAACUUGGUAUCCACAACUUUGCCCAAAAACCGAUAACCUCCUGCGCUCACCUGCUUGACAUUCCCCUCUACCUCUCGCGUCACUCCUUGCCUCCUUUAUCACCCUUUUCAGCAUCUUCGACCAUUUCCCUCGACAUCCUCAUUGCUUGUGCCGAAGAGUCAAAAGUCAACAUCCAGCCGGGAGAUAUCCUCAUUGUAAGAACCGGUUUUACGGACGAGUUAUUGAAGUUGAGCGAGGAGACGAGGGAUCAGUUGAGGAAGAGAGAAGUUAAUGGGAGUUGCGGCGUUGCGCAUGGGAAGGAGAUCUUGAAAUGGCAUUGGGAGAAAGGGAUAGCUGCGGUUGUUGCUGAUUGCCCAUCAUACGAAGCCUGGCCCUCACAGCAGCUUACCGCACAUCAAGUUUUUAUUUCUGGUUGGGGCCUUCCUAUUGGCGAACUCUUUGACCUCGCAGAGCUGGCGAAGAAAUGUGAGGAGAUCAGGAGGUGGACGUUCUUCUUUACGAGUAUGCCGUUGAAUGUUAUUGGAGGUAUUGCAAGUCCACCAAACGCACAGGCUAUUCUUUAGGAGGACCUUUGCAGGAGAGGAAGGAACAAGGAUGGGAGGAAGGCAAGGAUGAAGACAAAGGGUGACAUAAUGAAGGAGGUCCCGUGUACUGGGAAAUAUGAGUCGUCUCGUAGAGCAGCUAAUAUACAAAAGACGGAGCCAUUGAAGUAGAUAGAAUGCGAUGCAACCAUUUGGCCCG
Cryptococcus deneoformans JEC21 is the source of this 1237-nucleotide messenger RNA. Its product is annotated as expressed protein. The coding region runs from base 97 to 1059 and encodes 320 amino acids. The record is from RefSeq and is a predicted model, not a curated record. The transcript has 6 exons. Gene Ontology annotation, molecular function: arylformamidase activity. NCBI's taxonomy places the organism in Eukaryota, Fungi, Basidiomycota, Tremellomycetes, Tremellales, Cryptococcaceae.